Molecule: messenger RNA, 1038 nt
Organism: Aspergillus steynii IBT 23096
Lineage: Eukaryota; Fungi; Ascomycota; Eurotiomycetes; Eurotiales; Aspergillaceae
Product: eukaryotic translation initiation factor 3 subunit F
Exons: 3
Coding region: 1-1038 (345 amino acids)
Biological process (GO): translational initiation
Cellular component (GO): eukaryotic translation initiation factor 3 complex, eIF3m
Molecular function (GO): translation initiation factor binding; metallopeptidase activity; translation initiation factor activity
Source: RefSeq, a predicted model, not a curated record
AUGGCUGAAUCUGAUUCUUUCGUCCAUCUCGCUCGUCCCUUGGGCCCCGUGGCUGUGGGGUCUGCACCGACGACCGCCCCUCUAGGUGUGAACAUUCAGCCUCAGGCGCUCUUCUCGAUCCUGGACCACUCGCUUCGUCGCAAUGCCGAUCAGGAGCGUGUCAUCGGAACCCUGCUAGGAACCCGAUCCGAGGAUGGAACUGAGGUCGAAAUCCGCAGCACCUUCGCUGUCGGUCACACCGAGACGACGGACCAGGUCGAGGUCGACAUGGAAUACCAGAAGCAGAUGCUGGCCCUGCAUCUCAAGGCCAACCCCAAGGAAGUCCUGGUCGGUUGGUACGCCACUUCGUCCGAGUUGAACACCUUCUCCGCCUUGAUCCAGAACUUCUACAGCGGCCAGGGUGACGGCACAUGGCCUCACCCCGCCGUCCACCUGACCGUGUCGACCGAGCCCGGCAAGGAUAUCGAGACCCGGGCCUACAUCUCCGCCCCCGUCGGUGUGACCGCCGAGCGCGCCGCCGACAGUGCCGCCUUCAUUCCCGUUCCCUACGAGAUCCGCUACGGCGAGACCGAAAAGAGUGGUCUGGAGGCCGUCUCCGCUGCUCGCGAUGCUGAGGAGCGUGCCACCAACCUGUUCACCGACAUCGAGGCCCUGGAGCGCGCCAUCGAGGAGGUUCUGGGCAUGAUUGACCGGGUUUCCCGAUACGUCGAGUCGGUCAUCGACGAGGAGGCUCCCGCUUCGACUGCUCUGGGCCAGUUCCUUCUGAACACCCUCGCAUUGGCUCCUAAGGUUGAUGCUGCCGACGUUGAGCGUGACUUCAACAACCAUAUCCAGGACGUCCUGGUUGUGUCGUACCUGGCCAACACCAUCCGUACACAGAUGGAGCUGUCCAACCGGCUAGCAACUGCCCAGCUCACUCUGGGAGGAGAGUCCGGUGCUGCCGAGUCCGGUGGUCAGCGCGGUCAACGAGGCGGCAAAGGAGGUCGUGGAGGUCAACAGCGGAACCAAGAGCGCAGUGGCGAGGAGACUCGCGCUUAA